AUGGUAUAUGUGGGUCCAACGAUCCCAUGGCAGCGAUUCAUCUGGCAGAAACACAACGAAAUGCGCUGGAAUCUCCUUCGAGCGGUGAUGAAUCAUUCAAGGCUCAACCCGGGAAUGCCAGUAACGCAACCACCCCAAGCCCAAGCUACGUCUGCAACGACAUCUCCCGAGUGCGGAUGUGUCUAUGGCCGUAGAACAAGGCCCCAUCAUCGACGCUUCUGUGCCAUCGUCGACACCACCCGUAGAACAGGAUCCCGUCAACGAACCACACUCCGCACACUCAUGAUUACCGAAUUUCAGCGCUACUUACGCCAUCGGGGUCACUCGCGGCGGGCGGAUUUGGUCGAUGAAUUGCUCCUUAUUCAGCCAGAUGAGGAGUCAGAUGUAGGACGACUGCGGCAGUUGAUAGAAGAUGAGGAUCAGCGGCAAGAGCAGCGGAGGCGAGAUGGUUUGGAUGAGGAUGAGGAGGCUUCGGGGGAGUAUCGGCCGGAUUUUCCAUUGCAGUAA
This is a messenger RNA of Penicillium digitatum Pd1, 507 nucleotides long. Its product is annotated as Major facilitator superfamily domain, general substrate transporter. Lineage: Eukaryota; Fungi; Ascomycota; Eurotiomycetes; Eurotiales; Aspergillaceae. The record is from RefSeq and is a predicted model, not a curated record.